Poecilia reticulata (guppy) is the source of this 4009-nucleotide messenger RNA. RefSeq names its product low density lipoprotein receptor adapter protein 1. The record is from RefSeq and is a predicted model, not a curated record. NCBI's taxonomy places the organism in Eukaryota, Metazoa, Chordata, Actinopteri, Cyprinodontiformes, Poeciliidae.
ACACGCCCUCAAGUUUGGAAACGGUGCAGUGGAUUCGUGGGUUUCUUUCCCCUCAGCUGCACAUUUCACCGGGAAGAGAACAGAGAACCGCUUCUGUGUCCCGAAGCCUCUUUCUCCCUUCCCUCGUCCUUUUCCGCUUUGGUGAGUUUAGCCGUCGAGUGGAGCGCAGCCUGCCGCGUUUAGCUCCCUGUGGUGCGGAGACAGAGGGAAAUCCACCUGCCGGAGAGCGGACACACCUCGGGAUGGAUGCCCUGAAAUCUGCCGGCAGAGCGAUCAUUAAGAGCCCCGGCGUCCCGCGACACACCUGGGGAGCUUCGAAGCAUGAAAAGUUGCCAGAAAACUGGACGGACACAAAGGAGACCCUGCUGGAGGGGAUGGUGUUCAAUGUGAAGUACCUUGGUAUGACUCUGGUGGGACAACCAAAAGGAGAGGAAAUGGCGUCAGCUGCUAUUCGAAGAAUUGUUGCAACGGCCAGAGCCGGUGCCAAGAAGUUUCGGAAAGUAACCCUGACAGUGUCUCCAAAGGGCAUUGUCAUCACAGACACAGAGACUGCAGAUCUAAUAGAGAAUGUCUCUAUAUACAGAAUCUCAUACUGCACCGCAGAUAAAACUCAGGACAAGGUCUUCGCUUACAUUUCCCAAAGCCAGUUCAACGAGACUCUCGAGUGUCAUGCAUUCCUCUGCCAAAAAAGAAAAGUUGCUCAGGCUGUGACCUUAACAGUAGCUCAGGCAUUUAAAGUAGCAUUAGAUCUUUGGGAAAUUGCUCAGGAAGACAAAAGCAAGAAGGCAAGGAGCUGCUGCUCCUGCGCAGCCAAUGAUGGACAGAUGGUAACGACAGAGAUGCAGUGUGUUCCGACAGCCUCCCAUUCGCACCUGCAGUCCCCGUCGCAUUCAUCGGUGCAUAAGCCCACCGCGAUGGAGGAGAACCCCCGGAGGCCCUUCUUCUCCGCUUCUCUUAGCUCGCCGUCGCCUCGCAGUAACCCCACCCGGAGACGUCCGAUUAAACAUGACUCGUGGGAUGUGGAGGACGGAUUCGAUGAUGUUUUCUCGAGCAACAUGGAGGUAGAAGAAGCAGACACUGACUGGCCGAGCCCCACUCCGAACCCGUCUCUGACAAUGCAGCUCUGAGUCCCUGGGAGGUCUCUGCAGAGAAUCUGCUGCCGUUCGGCAACAAUUAUUUUCAAUAGCACCAGCUGGCAAUAGCUGCCCGUCAUAGAAACUUAACAGAAAGCACACACUGGUGCCCAAGACGGGCAGAAAACAAACAACAUAUUCUACACAGUCCCAGUCAGGGACGCAGUGAUAUUUUUGUGCAGAGGAGCCAAAAUGAGCUGACAUUAUAAAAGGAUCUCCAUCUUGCAGUCUGCUUGCUAUAAGCAGUACAUCAUGACUUGCAUUCAGAUUCGUACAAACUACCCAGUGAAAUAUGACUCACUCAGUGAACAGUGCAUAAAUGUCAAGAAAGAACAAAGUAUCUACACAGUGAAAUUCUGAUCACAGUAAAAGCUGCCUAAAAAGUCUAUUCAUCACAAUCCAGAAAUGUGUUUUUACUCACUUGCUUGUGGAAAUGGGAAAGCCCUUUAAUCUUUUUUUUGGCUGCCAACUUCUCUGAAAGGAAUCCAAUGUUUGAAUCAUCAGAUGCUGGCCUAAUACGGAAUAAAUUACACUGUACAAGUGUCGCCUAGAUCAUGUUUUUCUCACCGUGCCAGAUUCAAACCUUCAAACCAUCCAUUGUUACUGUUCUGACUAUAUCAACAAAUCGCAUCAAGUACUAAAUGGAAGUUUAAAUAUAUGGCAAAUCAACCAGGAACCUGGAAGCAAGUCAAACACUUAGGCAACUAUGUGGCGAAGACAACUUGGGACUUUUCUUGCGGAGCCAAACAACAGUCCAAAAAGUGAAAAUAUUUGGUUGAGUGGACAAAAAAAAAGGUAUUGUUGAUGUCUGAAGCCGGAGGAGAAUUGGCAGACUGAUUUGAGGACAUAAAAAGAGAAGCAGUAGCUCAGUUGUUACAACCAAAGUGUGUGGGAUACAAUCUCUGAAUCCACAACAUGACAAAUAUUAGAGCAGGACGCAAGAUGGAAAACCAGGAGUUCACUCCUGCUUCAGUAAAGGCUCAUCAAAACGUGAUGACGGCCUAAUGUUCAGAUGGUGGGGUCAGAAUUUGGUGUGACAUCAUGAAGCAUGGUUCCAUCUUGCCUUGUUUUUGGCUUUUGGUCGUGGUACAAUGGUAUGGUGAUUAUGUUUUUGCCACACUUUUGACUCUUUAGGACCUAAUGAGUUUUGGUUUAAAAGUUCCAGCAUUGUUGAUAACCACGACUUUAUGACUAUCCAUCCCUUAGUGGUUACUUUAAGCAGGAAAAUGCAAUUACAAAACAUAAAAAUGCCCAUCAAGUUGAUGUAUCCCAAUUGCCUCCAUUGUCACCAGAUCAUAAAGUUGGGCGAUAGAAAAUGUACAUUAUGGAUGGUCAUUAGAUAAAAAUUUCCCAGUAAUAAAAACAACUGGGACUGUGCCAGAAUACGAUCUUUAAACAAAAAGGAAAGGGAAAUGUGUCUCAUUAAUUAUUAUGAUCUUCAAAAUAAAGGUUUUUACUACCUGCCAUGUUGGUUCGGCACAUAAAGAGCUUUGGAAAGAGACAUUGUCGUGUUUGGCUCCAUCUGUCUGGAACAUUUUGCAGCAGAAUCUGUCACUGUCAAGUUUAACUUCAUUGUUGUUCUCUAAACAUUUUUCAAGUGGUUUUUAAAAACUCCAAAAACCUCUACAUGUUUUUAAAAUGUUCUCUCAGGAACAUUGCUUUUAAACUUACUGCACCUGGGUCAGCUGAUUGUUAUGUUGCUUUAAUCUGCCUGUUUUUUUUAAGUCAUUUACAAAUUAGUAUUCUAUAACAUUUGAACAUUUUUUUUUCAACUAAUUUACUUUAUCACUCUAUUUUAUAACAGCUUACCUGGGACUGUUUUGAAAAUGAAACCUCAUCUUUCAAUGGGACUCACUUGUAUAAAAAAGGGAAUAUGAAUAAAUUAAUUCUCUACACAAUCAAGCUUAUUUGUCUUGUUAACUUAUAUUUAUGGCUUAAAUUAUAAAUAUAAUGUUAUACUAACUGAAAUUCCCAACUUCUCGUCAGUAUUUAUAAAUAAUGAUGUGCACAAGAGGCACACGCAUAGUUUCAAGCAUAAUUAAUUUUUAAUAGUUCUAAUAGUUAACAUAUAUAAUUAAUGAAUUGAGGCUUGAAUCAGGCUUAAAACAUUAAAGCAAUCUACUUACAUUUAUUUAUAUAUUUUUUACUUUUAAUGUCUUAUUUCACCAACUCAUCAUUAAAUCCAGCAGCGGCUCCUCUCUCUGGCAGGAACAGGUUGGCAUUACAGCAACAUUACUUUCAGCUGUUUCACUGGUGUGCUUUUUAAUCGCCCACAUUUAUCAUCAUCUCAUUUAUUCAGCCGUCACUGUACAUAAAGAUGGUGUCAGUGUUAAAGAAAAGUGAUGAUGCUGCAGUAAAACUGUAAUUUCACCUCCUACGUCUUUGAGUAAAGGUACCUAUUUCCUAAUGUUGUAUUUUUCAUUGUGGUGAGCAUAUUGUAUUGCUGUAAAUGGUGUAGAAUCAGGGUUUUAUGCAAGUUUUUUCUUUUUUUUUUUUUAAAGCUAUUUAUCAUUCCUGAGAUGUAUAUGUGUGGUUUGUACAAAUUUUAACGUAUGAUACCUUUACAGCUGCAGGAAUCUGCUUUUACUCAGUCACAUGCACAUCAGUAGUCGCAGGUUAAACUCAUGUAUGCCUUUUCAAACCUUUUUGUGUAACUCUAGAAAACACAGUUCAUCCCCAGGAUCUGUCCCCGUGAGUGGAAACGAUUUGCCCGAAAUCUCAUUACAGAUUUAGACUGAGCACUUUAUUUUUAUUCGUUUCUUAGAUGACGCUCAUUGUAAGAAGGGUAUUAUUUUGUCCCGGAGUGUUACUGAAGAGGUCUCUUCUCUCUGUAUUCAUGGCACCCUGGCUGAGAAUGAGAAUAAUUGUGACGCAGG